Messenger RNA from Orcinus orca (killer whale), 7790 nucleotides. It is a transcript of the gene RPAP2, whose product is annotated as RNA polymerase II associated protein 2. The record is from RefSeq and is a predicted model, not a curated record. The coding region runs from base 171 to 2006 and encodes 611 amino acids. Gene Ontology annotation, cellular component: cytoplasm; nucleus. Lineage: Eukaryota; Metazoa; Chordata; Mammalia; Artiodactyla; Delphinidae. The transcript has 14 exons. Gene Ontology annotation, molecular function: RNA polymerase II CTD heptapeptide repeat phosphatase activity; RNA polymerase core enzyme binding.
CGACGGGAGGCGGAGUCUUAGGGGAAAGGCUCCUGGGCCGGUUCCGACGCCGACGACGCUGCCAAUGGCCGACUGGGUCGGGAAGGUCUCUGCCGGCCGUAAGGCCCGGGGUCCUCGCGCCUCCCGAAACGUCGCAGGUACUAAGCAGACAAGUGCCUUGAAACAAAAAGAUGCUUCUAAAAGCUGGCAAUCUUGUGUCAUUUCUCCAAAUUGUUUUUGUAAGACAUAUUGCUCCAGGCCAGGAACUAGAGUCUAAAGUCUUGGAAGUCAGUGAAGGAAGGGAGAAAAGGAAAGCCGAACUAGAAGCAGUUGUCAGAAAGAAGAUUGAGUUUGAGAGAAAAGCUCUGCGUAUUGUUGAACAGCUUUUAGAAGAGAAUAUUACAGAAGAAUUCCUAAGGGAGUGUGGGAAGUUCAUCACACCUGCUCAUUAUAGUGAUGUCGUGGAUGAGCGUUCUAUUAUCAAACUCUGUGGCUAUCCCUUAUGUCGGAAGAAGCUAGGAAUUGUACCAAAACAGAAAUAUAAAAUUUCUACCAAAACCAAUAAAGUCUAUGAUAUUACUGAAAGAAAGUGUUUUUGCAGCAAUUUUUGUUAUAAAGCAUCGAAAUUUUUCAAAGCACAAAUUCCUAAAACUCCAGUGUGGGUUCGAGAAGAAGAAAGAUGUCCUGAUUUUCAGCUGCUACAGGAAGGACAAAGUGGUCAUUCUGGAGAAGAAAUACAGUUAUGCAGUAAGGCCAUUAAAACAUCAGAUGUUGACAGUCCUGGCCAUUUUGAGAAGCAUGAUGAAUCUAGUUCUUCUGGCACUCAUAAUGAUAGUAGCAGUGAUAAUGAGCAAGACUUUGUUUCCUCCAUUCUACAAGGAAACAGACCAAGUGCAACGGGUAUAAGGCCACAGCUGCACAAAAAAAGCAUAAUGAAAAAGAAAGCUGGUCAAAAGGUUGACUCCAAACAUGAAAGCAAAGAACAGACAGUAAUAGAUGUCACUGAGCAGUUAGGCAAUUGCAGAUUAGACAGUGAGGAGAAAGCUGCUGCUUGUGAACUUCCUUUACAGAAUGUAUGUACUCAGAUUUCUUCAGAUAGGUCUCUGCAAGAAAAAUUAGAAGCUUCAAAAAUUUCUGAAAAUAAAUACAGUAGUUCAAAAAUAACUCUUGUAGGCAUAAGUAAGAAAAGUGCUGAGCAUUUUAAGAGGAAAUUUGCCAAAUUGAACCAAGUUUCUAGGUCAGCUUCUAGUUCAGUGCAGGUGUGCCCUGAAGUUGCAAAGGCAAACUUACUUAAAGCCCUGAAGGAGACUUUGAUUGAGUGGAAGACAGAAGAAACUUUGAGGUUUUUGUAUGGCCAGAAUUAUGCUUCUGUAUGUCUGAAACCCUCUUCAGCCCCUCUGGUUAAGGAAGAAGAACUUGAUGAAGAUGAUGUGAACUGUGACCCAGACAGUCAUUCCCCUGCCUUGCAGGAAUCUCAGAACAGCUUGGAUGAGUCUUUACCGUUUAGAGCCUCAGAUACAGCCAUUAAACCACUGCCAAGUUAUGAGAACUUGAAAAAAGAAACUGAAACAUUAAAUCUAAGGAUCAGGGAGUUUUAUAGAGGACGAUAUGUUUUGAAUGAAGAAACCACCAAAUCACAAGACUCGGAAGAGCAUGAUCCCACCUUUCCACUGAUAGAUUCAAGUUCUCAGAACCAGAUUAGAAAACGCAUCGUACUUGAAAAAUUGAGUAAAAUAUUGCCUGGACUUAUGGGGCCUCUUCAGAUUACAUUAGGAGAUGUUCACACACAACUUAAAAAUCUUGUCCGAACUUUCAGAUUAACAAACAGAAAUAUUAUACAUAAACCUGCAGAGUGGACCUUAAUUGCUUUGGUGUUGCUGUCAUUACUGACCUCAAUUCUCGGCAUUCAGAAGCAUUCUCAGGAAAAUGUAAUGUUUACACAGUUUUUGACCACCCUGCUUGAAGAAUUACACUUAAAGAAUGAAGACCUUGAAAGUUUAACCAUCAUAUUUAGAACCAGCUGUUAACCACAGUGGCUACUGUCCUAUAACAGAACUUUAUAGGUUCUGUUUCUUGCAAUCCAGGAAACUCGUUGCUAUCAGCUUCAUACUCAAAUCUAGACCAUCCCAUCCUGCAUGUCCCAUCUGAUGUUUCUUCCCAGCAAGUAGCAGUUUACGUCAACCAAACUGCUGCAGUGAUCUUUGAGAAUAUCCUCAUCCUACUUCCCUCCUCAGCCCAGCCAAUACCUUAGUCAUCUCAUGUGCAGAUAAACAGGUGAAUUUUCAAGUCUGGCUUUGUUGAAUCCUGACCUUGCUCCCAGAUACAUAAGCCCUCUUCUACUAUCCCAAGUUUUUGCUUCUUUUUAAGAACUACCCCCCCUCAAAAAGAAAAAACUGCCCAUCAGAAUGUCCCCUCCCUGAUUCUGCCUUAAUCACAACUUUCCAUCUCUUCCUCCCUUUACUUCUUACUUCACAUACUCUGAAGUGCUCAGAUAGGUAUUGAUUUAAUGUUAUGAUUAACAAAAUUCAUUCUGAACUACAAAUGCGAUCCUCUUAAGGAGGAUUUCCUCUUUUUUAACUUUCAGUUAUUCUUUAAAUUAUAAAAGCAAUACAAGCUUGUUGUAAAAAUUAAACAGUACAGAAUUGCAUGUAUAAUUUUAAAAAGCAAAAUUCCCAGGCUUCCUUGGUGGUGCAGUGGUUGGGAGUCCGCCUGCUGAUGCAGGGGACAUGGGUUUGUGCCCCGGUCCGGGAGGAUCCCACAUGCCGUGGAGCGGCUGGGCCCGUGAGCCGUGGCUGAUGAGCUUGCACUUCCGGAGCCUGUGCUCUGCAGCGGGAGAGGCCACAACAGUGAGAGGCCUGCGUACUGCAAAAAAAAAAGCAAAAUUCCCCCCUCACUUCUGCCUCCAGUCCUGUCUCCUUCCCAGAAGUACACUACUGAUCUAUAUCAUUUUACAUUUUAUUAUUUGAAUAUUUGUUUUAAAAAAACAGCUCUUCAAGUAAAUCUGUAAAUAUACGACAAGGAUAUUUGAGAGCCAUAUUUGGCAGGCAAGAAAGAAUGCCAUCAUCACUUUAUUGAACCUGCUAGAGAAUAGAAAAUAAGGAAUUAGCACUGUAACUGCCUCCAGACUUAUACCUAGUGACCUUUUCAUGCAACCCUGCUCCCCUGAGGACCCUGUAAAAUAAAGGCUUUUACUUAGGCAGUGUGCUCAGGUUGGCCUGUGGAAGCACCAGUUCAAAGGCCCUUCUAAGAGUACAGUAAGUUUGGAGUUUUUUUGUUUUAUUGACCUUCAGUUACAGAAGACUGAAUUAAUCAUACCCCUCAGGGUUCACGACACCCUAUCUCCAUUGGUUGAAAGGUUGCUUUUCCAGAUAGACUGAGAACAAAGAGCGCCUGCCUAACCAGAGGUCCUUCCAGACCUGCUUUAAUGAAUAGGUAUCAAUUAAGAACCAUUUUUAAUUAGCAUAGUUAAUGCUUGUAUAUAAACAAAUGGUGUUAAAGUACUUUUUGUUUUAAAGCUGAAAGUUCAAAUUAGUCUUUUUUAUGCAGUUCAUCAUUUUUUAACAUAUUUAUUGGAGUAUAAAUGCUUUACAAUGGUGUGUUAGUUUCUGCGCUAUACAUAUACAUAUAUCUCCAUAUCUCCUCCCUCUUGCAUCUCCCUCCCACCCUCCCUAUCCCACCCCUCUAGGUGGUCACAAAGCACCGAGCUGAUCUCCCUGUGCCAUGCGGCUACUUCCCACUAGCUAUCUAUUUUACAUUUGGUAGUGUAUAUAUGUCCAUGCCACUCUCUCACUUUGUCCCAGCUUACCCUUCCCCCUCCCCGUGUCCUCAAGUCCAUUCUCUACAUCUGCAUCUUUAUUCCUGUCCUGCCCCGUGUUCUUCAGAACCACUUUUUUUUUAAUAUUCCAUAUAUAUGUGUUAGCAUAUGGUAUUUGUUUUUCUCUUUUUGACUUACUUCACUCUGUAUGACAGUCUCUAGGUCCAUCCACCUCACUACAAAUAACUCAAUUUCAUUUCUUUAAAGUACUUUUAAGGAUCAAACCCACGCUGCAGCAGUGAAAGCACCGAGUCCUAACCACUGGACUGCAGAGAAUUCCCUAAACAAUAGAUGUUUUAAGUGGACUUAACAGUUGCCCUGUGAUCAUUGUUUUUUUUACAUUGUUCAUUUGUGUAAGUAAUCAAAGGUAAAUCUUUGCCCGGACUUUGUCAGUAUUAAAAGGGACACUGAAUGAAUGAGGCCUUAUUACAUAAUUUUCCAUAUGAGAAAUGGAGAUGGUUGUGAAUAGGUAGAUGGGUUUUUUUUGUUGUUGUUUGUAUGAUAUUUGUAAACCAUAAGUUCACAAAAUUAUUUGUGUAUAAUAUGGCCUACCCUUUUCAAGAUUAGAUUACUAAUAGCUAGGAUAUGUUAAUAUGCUUUCAGUUACAAAUAACAGGGAAGAAAAAAAAAACCCCAGCUCAAACUAGCUUUUCUUAUGCUAGUAUAUUAAUUAUCUUUUGCAGCUUAAAAAUUACUGUAAAAUUUAGUGGCUUAAAACAAACUUUUUUUUUAAUCUCAGUUUCUGUGAGUCAGGAAUCUGGGCACAAUUUGGCUUAGGGCCUCUGCCUCAGAGUCUCUCAUGAGGUUGCAGUUAAGCUCUCUGACAGGGCUGCAAUGUCAUCUGAAGGCUCAGCUGGAGGAAGAUUCCCUUCCAAGUUCACUCAUGUGGUUAUUGGCAGGAUUUAGUUCCUCACAGGCUGUUGAAUUCGGGGCCUCAGUUCCUCAUUCUCUGUUGCCUAGAGACCUCUCUCAGUUCUUUGCCACGUGGGCCACUCCAGAGUGUGCCUUGCUGCUUGGCAUGUUGCUUCCCUCAGAGUGAGCAAGUGAGAUGAAACCCAAGCUGAAAGCCACAGUCUUUUUGUAACUAAUCUCAGAAGUAACAUCCAUCACUUUUUCUGUAUACCAUGACUAGUUAGAAACUAAUCACUGGACUCAGCCCAUAUUGAAGGUGAGUGGAUUAUAUAAGGGGAUGAAUACCAGAAGGCAGAGUUCAUUGGGUGUCAUUUUAGAAGCUGUCUACUACAGAUGGCAGAAUCAUUCAGUAGUUCCCAGCUUUACAGCAUACCUCACUGUCCUACUGAGAGUCUUAAACUUUUCACACUAAUUGAGGGCACUUCUGAACUAAUCCAUGUCAUUCUAGCAAGGAAUGGAGGAGAGAGAAGAGGAUUUUCUAAUUGACCUAGAUCUAUCAGGGCCUACCCCUCAAGCUGAAUAUGAAGCUGGGUUUAUUCUACCCAACCCACUGUUGCUACAUAAUUGGGGAAAAUGGAAUGUAUAUUGGGGAGACAACACAGUGUUCCCCAAAACUGGUAAAAAUAUUUUAGGUGUCUUAUUCAGGUGUCCUUUUUUGUUUCACAGGUAAUCCGUGAAGACCAAAUAGAUGAACUUACAUUGACCAUUUCUGGAAUUCUAGCCACAAUAAUUGUACAGUUAGAGCUACUUAUCAGUCACCACCGGACAGAGUGACUUCACCAGAUAGAGGAGAACCAUUAUUCCAACAAGGAUAAGCAAGUCCUUGCAUCCUAGAUAGAAGAUACAGUAUUUCUACUUAUUUGAAAAUGAAAGCUGAAAUCUUAAGUUGAAACUUCAAGAAAAUAUAAUGACCUGUUUCUUCUGGAUUAUUACAGCCAUCAUAUCAGUUGACCAGAAAAUUGAGAAAAGUCCCAUUUUAGCCUCAUAGUCCAACUCUGGAUUCUAAAGAACAGUGAAGAAUUAGGUCAAUAAAUACAAUUUAGGGCCUCCCUGGUGGUGCUGUGGUUAAGAAUCCACCUGCCAAUGCAGGGGGCACAGGUUCGAGCCCUGGCCCAGGGAGAUCCCACACGGAGCAACUAAGAUCCUGCGGAGCAACUAAGCCCGUGCACCACAACUACUGUGCCUGUGCACUAGAGCCCGCAUGCCACAACUACUGAAGCCCGAGUGCCUAGAGCCUGUGCUCCACAACAAGAGAAGCCACAGCAGUAAGCCCAUGCACCACAAAGAAGAGUAGCCCCUGCUCACCACAACUAGACAAAGCCUGCAGGCAGCAAUGAAGACCCAACACAGCCAAAAAUAAAUAAUUUAUAAAAAUAAAUACAAUUUAAGAUGAAACCUUUUGGAAGUCUAGUCUUUAUUCUUUUAAAGAAGCUGGCUAUGCUAUAAAGUGGUCCUGAGCAAUGUACAUCUGAAACUUACAUAAUAGAAAAAGAAAAACAUUAAGAAAACAAAUUGACAAACCACAGACUGGGAUAAAAUAUUUUCAAAUCAUACUUGAUAAAUGACAUCCAGAUUACAUAUUCUUAAAACUCAAAAAUACGGCAACUCAAUUUUUAAGUGGGCAGAAAUGCGAAUAGACAUUUCAGAAAGAAGAUAUCCAAAUGGCUUGGCAUAUGAAAAGAUGCUCAACAUCACUAGUUGUUAGGGAAAUGCAAGUUAAAACCAAAAUUAGAUACCACUUCACAGCCACUAGAUGACUAUAAUAAAGACAAAGAUAGUGUUCUUGAGGAUGUGGAGAAACUGGAGUGCUAAUACACUGCUGGUGGAAAUGUAAAAUGAUUCAGCCACUUUGGAAAGUGAUCUGGCAGUUUCUUAAAAAGUUAAGGGCUCACCUGGUGGUGCAGUGGUUGAGAGUCCACCUGCCGAUGCAGGGGACGCGGGUUUGUGCCCUGGUCUGGGAGGAUCCCACAUGCUGCGGAGCAGCUGGGCCCGUGGGCCAUGGCCACUGAGCCUGCGUGUCCGGGGUAAACAAAACAUUCAUAGAAUAUACUGAUAUAUGCUACUACAUGGAUGAACCUCAGAAACAUCAUGCUAGGUAAAAGAAGUCUGACACAUAAGCCAUAUAAGGUAUGAUUCCAUUUAUAAUGAAAUGACAGAAAAGAAAAAUAUGUAAAACAGAUGAUUCUAAAUUGGUAGUUACAUGGGAGUGGGGAUCAUCUGCAAAUGGCCACAGGUAUCUCUUUGAGGUGAUGAAACUGUUCUACAAUUGUGGUUUUUGCACAAUUUUAUAAACUUUAAAAGUAUUUGUGCACUUAAAACAGGUUGAAUGUAAUGUAUAUAAAUUACAUCUUAAUAAAGCUAUUAGAAAUAAUAAUGUCCAUACUACCAAAGCAAUCUACAGAUUCAGUGCACUCCAUAUCAAAUUCCAAUGGCAUUUUUCAUAGAACUAAUAAUCCUAAAAUUCCUAUGGAACUACAGAAGACCCCAAAUAGCAAAAUCAAUCUUGAAAAAGAACAAAGCCAGAGACAUUACACCCCUGAUAUCAAACUACAUUAUAAAGCUAUAGUAAUCAAAACAGUGUGGUACUGGCACAAAAGCAGACAUGUAGAUCAAUGCAACAGAACAGAAAGCCUAGAUAUAAACCCAUGCAUAUAUAUCAGUUAAUUUACAACAAAGGAGCCAAGAAUAUACAAAUGGGGAAAGAACUGUCCCUUCAGUAAAUGGUUUUGGGAAAACUGGACCACUAUCUACAUCUUACACAAAAAUUAACUCAAAAUGGAUUAAAGACUUGGACAUAAGACCUGAAACCAUAAAACUCCUAGAAGAAAACACAGGCAGUGAGCCCCUGACAUCAGUCUUGGCAAUAUUUUGGAUUUGACAAACCAAAAAUAAAUGGGACUACAUCAAACUAAAAAGCUUCUGUACAGCAAAGAAAACCAUCAACAAAAUGAAAAUGCAACCUACUGACUGAAUGGGAGAAAAUAUUUGCAAAUCAUAUAUCUGAUAAGGGGUUAAUAUCCAAAAUAUAUAAAGUCAUACAACUCAACAGCAAAAAAAAAAAAAAAAAAAAAUCAUUUAAAAAUGG